Molecule: messenger RNA, 1035 nt
Organism: Mercurialis annua (annual mercury)
Lineage: Eukaryota; Viridiplantae; Streptophyta; Magnoliopsida; Malpighiales; Euphorbiaceae
Exons: 1
Coding region: 1-1035 (344 amino acids)
Molecular function (GO): nucleic acid binding; RNA-DNA hybrid ribonuclease activity
Source: RefSeq, a predicted model, not a curated record
AUGAAACAAAACCCGUCGAGUUCAAACGGCCUAGGGAAUCUCAAGUGGUGGAAGAGUCUCUGGGGCCUGAGUCUGCCUCCGAAGAUCAAAAUCUUCUUGUGGAGAUGCUUUAAUGGAUGGCUGCCUGUUAGAGAAGUGCUAAUGCGUAGAGGGAUGCAAAUUGAUGUUCGUUGCCCUCUCUGCCAUUGUUUUCCAGAGUCGGGUAUUCACUCCCUCUGGUUUUGCAAAGAGAUCAGGAAAGUUUGGAAUAGUUGGGAUACGACAACUCCGCUCAAGCCUGGCUUAGGAUGGAGUAUGGCUGACCUUUUAAUCCAUGCUUUUUACAAGCUGCAAAAUGAAGACUUCCUCCUUUUCUGUGAGAUCCUUUGGUUAGUUUGGAGUAAUAGGAACAGCAAGGUCUUUGGAGGCAAUUGCAAACCUGUCCCACAGUUGUUGACUUGGGCAACGAGCUACUUAGAAGAGUUUCAACAGGCUAUGGCCUCUAAGAAAGUGGUUUUGAAUCAGGCGCGUCAAAGGAAAGCAGGCGACAGAGACAAAAGAUGGGUCCCACCAGAUCCGGGGGUCUAUUGUGUAAAUGUAGAUGCGAGCUUCAACAGUCGCAAUGGCGUGUUUGGAACUGGUUUUGUGGUAAGGGAUCACACCGGCAGGGUCAUGAAAGCAGGCUACAAAAACCACGGGUGGAAGGCCUCGGUGGAGGUGGGAGAAGCCUGCGCAAUCCGAGAAGGCGUCUUACAGGCAAUAGAAGGCAAUCUAACUCCUUUUGUAAUUAUGUCUGAUGCAAAAGUAGUAGUAGACACCUUCAACAAUUAUAGAUUGUCUUGUAAUGAUGUUGGUAUGAUAGCCUUAGAUUGCUCUAUUCUGUUGAAGAAUGUAGGUUGUUUAGGAAUCAGGUUUGCCAAUAGGGACACAAACAAAGUAGCUCACCAUCUGGCAAGGUUGGCAAGUUCUGAAUCUUAUGUGCAAUACUCAUGGAGGGGGUCUGUCCCUCAUGAAAUUAUUCCUUUUGUUCUGGCUGAUGUACAAGCUUUGUCUUAA